Molecule: messenger RNA, 2403 nt
Organism: Carica papaya (papaya)
Lineage: Eukaryota; Viridiplantae; Streptophyta; Magnoliopsida; Brassicales; Caricaceae
Product: P-loop containing nucleoside triphosphate hydrolases superfamily protein
Cellular component (GO): mitochondrion
Molecular function (GO): GTP binding
Source: RefSeq, a predicted model, not a curated record
UGAAACACCUCUGUCGAACUCCGCUGAUUGCAGGGAAAUAUCUGGAGAAGAAGGAGAGGGAGAAGGAGAGGGAUGCUGUUAGCAGCAAGAAAACUCUUUCCGUGGAAGCUGAAACCCAUCUUCCCCCUUUCGCUUCUCUUUAGACAACCUUCUACGACAACAAAGGUGCACCCUUCACUUCCACAUCUCUCGUCGCUCUUAACGCGCGAACGUCAUAUCUCCAUAAACAAACCAUUUCUCUUCGUCAUCUCCUCUUUCUCCUACUCAUCUUAUUCUUCGAGUAGUUUGCUCUUGACUCGCGAUGGAAAUUAUGAAGAAGCCACUUCGAGCAGCGCGGUCUGUCCGGGAUGCGGAGUCCACAUGCAGGAUUCGGACCCCAAGCACCCGGGUUUCUUCAUCAAACCCUCGCAGAAGAAGAACAAGGACCCGGCUACCAGGAAGAGUCCCCAUCUUGUGCCCAUCUCACUAGAAUCCGAAUUCACAGAUUCCAUCAAAAGAGGUCUGAUUCCGGAACCAGAAAACCCUACCCCCGACGCUAAACCCCAAGAAGAUGUCAUCGAGAAGCCUGUAGUCUGCGCUAGGUGUCAUUCGUUAAGGCACUACGGGAAGGUGAAGGAUCCGACUGUGGAGAAUCUGUUGCCCGAUUUCGAUUUCGAUCACACGGUUGGACGGAGGUUGGGAUCCGCUUCCGGAUCCAGAACCGUCGUUCUCAUGGUAGUUGAUGCUGCGGAUUUUGAUGGAUCGUUUCCGAAGAAGGUAGCGAAGCUCGUCUCAGCCACAAUAGAAGAGAAUUCCAGUGCGUGGAAGGAAGGUAAAUCAGGGAACAUACCUAGGGUUUUGCUAGUGGUGACGAAGAUCGACCUCUUACCUAGCUCGCUAUCGCCCACCAGGUUCGAGCAUUGGGUGCGGCAGAGAGCCAGGGAAGGUGGAUUGGUUAGGAUCGCAAAGCUGCACUUCGUCAGCGCCGUGAGGGAUUGGGGACUGAAGGAUUUGGUGGAGGAUGUGGUGGAAUUGGCGGGAAAUAGAGGAAACGUAUGGGCCAUAGGAGCGCAAAAUGCAGGAAAGAGCACCUUGAUCAACGCUAUAGGGAAGAUAGCCGGAGGGAAGAUUAGUCAUUUGACGGAGGCGCCGGUGCCGGGAACGACAUUGGGGAUUGUUAGGGUUGAGGGUGUUCUUCCUGGUCAGGCUAAGUUGUUUGACACGCCUGGGUUACUGAAUCCCCAUCAGAUUACUACCAGGUUAACGAGGGAAGAGCAGAAGCUUGUCCACGUUAGCAAGGAGUUGAAACCCAGGACCUACAGAAUCAGGGAAGGUCAUUCAAUUCAUGUUGGUGGACUCAUGAGGCUGGAUAUUGAAGAAUGUUCAGUAGAUUCUAUUUAUAUUACUGUUUGGGCUUCUCCUUAUCUUCCGCUACACAUGGGAAAGCUGGAAAAUGCACACGAUAUCAAAGACGAACAUUUUGGUCGACAGUUGCAGCCACCAAUCGGAGAGAAACGAGUUGAAGAUCUUGGAAAAUGGGUGAAGAAGGAGUUUCGCAUUAGUGGUAACACUUGGGAUUCAAGUUCUGUAGAUAUAGCUGCUGCUGGUCUUGGUUGGUUUGGCAUUGGACUUAAGGGAGAAGCCUUUUUAAACGUUUGGACGUAUGACGGCAUUGAUGUUGUUCUUCGUAAUUCUUUGCUUCCUUAUAGAUCGCAAAAUUUCGAAGUUGCUGGAUUUACCGUCUCAAAAAUUGUCUCCAAAGCUGACCAAGCUUUAAGCAAGUCACAGUCUCAACAAGAAAAGAAGGGGAAACAAACCAGUUCCGGGAAGGCCUCAGCUUCCGAAUCCUUGCUCUAAUUCGGAACAGCAGAAGCACCCUCGAGUUUUGCUAACUCUGGCUCGUGAACCAAAUGGAUGCGGGCAUGAACCUGUGCCAGGGAAAGGAAAAGGCCCGAGAACAAACUAAAAAUUGUGAUGAGACUGUCAAGAGGUACUUUCUAAUUUGGAACUUCUCUUCAUAAUCAAGAAUGGUUGAAGUUUCAUCUGGAUCCAUCAGGGCCUGUUGUGUUCUACUCAGAGCUGCAACAACAAUGGCAAGGCUCUCCCCAUCCCACCAUGAUAGAAUGCAGGCAGUUGAUCCAUUUAUAUCAUCAUCUUCUCCAACGAUCCCGAAUGCAGGUAUGUACACCAUGGAGUUUGUCUUUGGAAUAAAUUAAAAGAUUUUAUGAAAUUUAUCCGAAAAUUUUAUUAAACAGCUGUUUUGGAUUAGAAAAAAUUUAGUAAUUUAUUUAAUACGUAAUAUAUAUUUUUUAAAAAUAAUAUUUAUACAUGUAAUAUUUAACUUCUAAUUUGUUCAUGAAUUACAAAAUACGUUAAAUUUUUGGGGAACUUAUAGGGUUUAUUUAAAUAAGACAAUUGUAUGGA